Umbelopsis ramanniana AG is the source of this 3509-nucleotide messenger RNA. RefSeq lists its product as uncharacterized. The transcript is spliced from 7 exons. The record is from RefSeq and is a predicted model, not a curated record. The coding region runs from base 115 to 3381 and encodes 1088 amino acids. Gene Ontology annotation, cellular component: prospore membrane. Lineage: Eukaryota; Fungi; Mucoromycota; Umbelopsidomycetes; Umbelopsidales; Umbelopsidaceae. Gene Ontology annotation, biological process: ascospore-type prospore membrane formation; protein localization to prospore membrane.
ACGACACCCUUCUACUUUGCAAACCCUCAUAAUCUCUGCUUCAGUAUAGUCUAAAUCUCUGAGCAACAACAAUAUCAGGCGCCCUUAGCCAGUACAAGCACCAUACAAAAAGUAAUGCUCCGCGAUUCCGAGGAUCGUCUUGACCAUUUGAAGGAUGCAGUGUCAUACACGUCCCUUAAAUCAAAUAUGAAGUCGAGAAUCCAGCCCAGCAUUACUCCAUCUACACCGAAUGCGGCCGCUCCAAAUGAAGUUGAUAGAAAGAUACCAUCGAGGCAGCCUAGUUUGUCCAAGUCGAGGGAAACAGACGUGGUAGACGGCCAGUUAACCCCACCUGACACUAUAUUGGCGACUCAAACUAAGAGUCGUGAAGAUCAGUCCGACAAGCAAUUGCCAACGAUUAUGUCGGACAAACAAUUUGCCCAAAUUUUGACUUCGGAACCGGAUCAACUUAGCUCCUCCGCUGAUGAUGAUUUACAUGACACCUCUGUCUUAGUCGAUCCACGUGCAGCAAUUAUCAACCCAUCGCCACGGCCCACGAUCGACUCCAUGCAAUCUAAUGAUACUUUUUUUACGGCAGUGUCAAAAGAUGAAAGCGUAGAACAAGGACAAGGCGAGAACGAAGAUGCCAUAGAAUCUGAGGAUAUAGACUAUGAAACAGCUUCCACCGUAAGCUCUAGAAGUACAAUUAAGCAAUCCAUUCACAGCCAUGAGACUUUACGAACUCCAUCACCACCAAGUCGCAGUACAUCCUUGCCAGUAGCAUCCGCCAAUAAAAGCACAAGCACCGAUGAUCAAACACCGGCGCAAGCGAUUGCCCAACUAGUACGAGGCAGAACCGUCAAUUCCUCUCCCAGCUCUGAACAUCAAUCUCGUCGACAACCGCCUCCAAGCGCGAUUGAAAUUCCCGAAUCAUCGCAAACUGUUCCUCGUAUUGAAGAACACUUGGCAUCCCCAACAUCUAUACCCUCUGAAUUUAUGAAUAGGAAUGCGAAGUCUGUGGAUUUGGGCCUUUUAAUGGAGCGACCUAUAAUAGAACGGCGAAAGCGGUCAAUACGCAGGGAUGGUCAAAGUUCUAGGUCUCCACCAACGAGUCCUCAAGAUAGACCAAGAAAUUCGAUCGCCUCCAUUUCUGCUAUGUCCACAGUAAAUGACAUUUAUAUACCUAUCUCUCCACAUCCUUACGAGGCUAGCGAUAAUGAAGAACUAUUUUUGAAAAGCGAUACGGUCCUCUGUUCGAAAUCUAUCACCGCAUACAAUAAGGAGCCUAUGAUGUACAAAGCAUCAGUUGCAAAUCGAUAUCAUCGUAUGAAGGGAAAAUGGAGGGAGUAUGACCUCGUGUUAACCAGCAAAAGACUAGAACUUACGACAAACAAGCCGAUAGGAUCUCAGGGAAACCGGAUCAUACACUGUGUCCCUUUUCGAGAAAAUAACAAGGAGUAUUCUGUCCACCUUUCACUAUUAUCAAACUUGGAUUAUACCAUCAAACUCGAGCAUACCGAUUCAGCUAAUCGAAAUGUUACAACACUUAUCAUUAAAGCACGAACGCAAACCCAAUGUACAGAGUGGUACAUGGCCAUCUACAGAGCGUUACCGGAAUCAGACAAAAAACCAAUAACGCCAUGGACAGAAAUAUUUGUUCCAGACCUUAAUAUCCAAAUUCGGAUACCUUUGCAAGACGAGGGUGUCGUGUCAAAUCAAGUCAAUGUCACAGCUCAGUGUGUCGAGAAGGCGGCCAUCCAUUUGCUACAUAACGAUCAAACAUGGAACGAGCUUUUAACUAAUAUAUCAAACAGUCAACAAUUUGGGCUGUGCUGGACAAUCCACGAUAGAAUUGAAUGGAUACCGCUGGCCCCAAAACAUGGCCAAGUCUUGCAGUCUAAUUUUAUUAUUGGACCACAGAGCAUCGAACAGACGCAUACGCUCGAGCUUCGUGCAAUCGAGCACGCACCAGACUGCGUUACACUUCGGAACGGCGAAACUAUUGUCGAACCGCCAGCCAUUUCCGGAUUUCUGCAGCGAGAAAACAAUUACAAAGGGAAACAGUACUCGAAGAAGAGCUUAAAUAGCCGCAGAGUAUAUGUUUGCACUCAGCAGCAUCUCUUGUUCUUCGUUCCGUUCUACAAAAUAGACGCAAUAGAUCAUGUAGAGCAGUCGCCAACCAGUAUGAAAGGUUCUUAUAGUGCAAGGUCUUUUACCAGCUUCCAGCGAAGUUCAGCGUCGAACCUGAACCGACGUUUCAUGGAACCGAUGACUUAUUCAUCUACCGCACAUAUAACCGAUCAAACUGCACACCAUCGAGCUCUGCGUCGAAAAGUAGCCCGUAACGCUGCCAUCAUACAUAACGCAACUCAUCUCAUCAAUCUUCUAGAGGUUGUCGAUGUCCGGCCGAUGACGUCGCCAGGAGGAGCUGGCUCUUCCUCAUAUACCAAUAUCGCUCGCUUCUUCAGCAAUCAAAGUACUGGUGGUGUGUCAAAUAGUAAUUAUGCUAAUGAGGCAAACUGUUUCGAACUGGAGAUGCAAAAUGGUGUGGUUGCCAGACUACAGGCUGCCACGAUUGAAGCUAUGGAAGAAUGGGUACAGAGUCUGUACCAACUAAUACAGUAUUGGAAAGCUCGAAAGCAAGCAGAUCUUGCAACGCACGUUGCAGUCAAGCAAGCCAACCAUAAAUUAGUUCCGUUGCAUGACGUAUACCAUGAACAUGGCGAACAACCGUACCAAGAAACGAUGGCACUCUUCAUGGACGAAGUGGAAGAAGUGGAAGAGCCAAGAACGAUCGCCAACAGCCAGAUAUGGAAUAUUUGCAGUGUAAAUGGAUGCCAAAGUAUUGUGAAAUGCGGACCAUUGUACGUUAAACAUGCUAUUCGUCGCACGUUUUCUCAAAAGUAUGUUAUAUUGGGCGCCAAUCAAACUUUGCAUUACUUCCAAUACCUCUUCCGCAACCAUAUGACCGGACAGGUUUUACCAACUUCGACGCACGAGCACCAGAUGGCCAUUGAUCUGCGACAAACAUAUAUCUAUUCUGGUAGACAGUGUCUAGAAGAUAAGGUUGUUUACGACUUUGAGCGGCCUAAUCGAAUAUUCGCCGACGGUCUAGUAUCCAACGAUGAUGUCAAAGAAUGCAUUUUUGUACUUUGGCAACCUAAAAAAUCGACUGGGUUCUUUGGGUCCAAUACGUCUCGACUAGCUACGAAGGGAAACCUAUUCAUUUUCAUGGCCAGAAGUCGGCAAGAAAAGGAGGAGUGGGUCUGGGCAAUACAACAAUGUAUAGAUCGGGCCAGUAGAGAAAUCGUAGAAGAUCCAGUUACCUCCGAGCACAAUCCCAAUGAAAUCCCAAUACAACCCCUUCAUGCCCAGGAUACCAAUAGUUUAUAUACCAUUUGAACCAUGGCUUGUAACAUAAAAUAAACCCUUACCCGAACCAAACCCCCAAAGCAAAAGCACUUUUCGCAUGAAAAGACAGUCACACAGAGACCAACGAACUCAAAGACCCAGUGUCGAUCAAACUUUUG